This is a messenger RNA of Phyllotreta striolata, 1380 nucleotides long. NCBI's taxonomy places the organism in Eukaryota, Metazoa, Arthropoda, Insecta, Coleoptera, Chrysomelidae. The record is from the annotation of a GenBank genome assembly.
AUGGCGGAGGUAAUGCAUAAUUUCGACCGAUAUUGCAUUCACUUUUUUAACAGUAGAGAUUGUCCACAUGGUGAUAAGUGCUCAUAUCCACACAAAGCUCGAUAUGAAGUAGAGCAGAUCCAAUAUUCGCCCGGUAACGAAUAUUUUUUGGGGAAACCUCGAACGAACCAAAGAAUUUGUAGAUUUUUCUUGAGAGGCAAUUGCAUUCACCAACAAAAUUGCCAUUACCGCCAUGAAAAUGUAACUGACAUAGUUUUAAAAGGAGUGGAGAAGUCAACAAAUAACCGCUCACCAAAAGGAAUCACCAACAUGAAUGUACCUUCUACAUCUCAAACUGAAAAUGUAUUAAAUAAAAAUUCCAUCAAUAGCAAUUUAGACCUUCAGAACAAAGAAAUCCGUAUCUCCAAUCAAGAAAUUAGUCCCUGCCAAAAUGAAAAUGAAGGAACUGACAAUAAAUCCAUAGCAGAAGAAGGUGCUUGCGCGUCUCCGCCUCUGACACACAUAAACGAUUCUUGGGUAAAUGCUCCGGAAUUUGUGCCAAAAAGCUCAUAUAGACCAAAAAGUUACGCUGAAGCUCUUAGUCCCGAAGCCAUCGCUGAGAAAAAUGCUAAAAAAGAACUCUGCCGCUACGUCAAUAAAGAUGGCAUCUGUAGGAAUUUGACUGAUUGUACUUACCUGCACGGGGAAAUGUGUGAUAUGUGUGAAAGGCUCAUCUUACAUCCGUACGAUGAAGAACAAAGAAAAAGACAUCGUCAAGAAUGCUUGAAACAACACGAAAAAAACAUGGAACUAUCCUUUGCCAUUGCUCGAUCGAAGGAGAAGUCGUGCGGAGUCUGUUUCGAAGUCAUUAUGGAGAAAGCGAAUGGUGAACAAAGAUUCGGGAUAUUACCAAAUUGCAAUCAUUGUUUUUGCUUAAGUUGCAUCCGCAAGUGGAGGCAGGCUCGUCAAUUCGAAAACAAAAUUAUCAGAGCAUGUCCCGAAUGCAGGGUAACUUCGGAUUUCGUCUGUCCGAGCAUGUACUGGGUCGACACGAAGGAAGACAAAGAAAAACUAAUCGAAGAUUACAAAAAAGCUUUAUCCAGAAAAGACUGCAAAUAUUUCAAAAAGGGACAGGGACGAUGUCCGUUUGGAAAUAAAUGUUUCUAUUUACACGCCUUUCCCAAUGGUCGCAAGUGCGACGUUGGGCCCCCUCUAAGGCAAAGACGCCCUCGCAACACCGAGGCCGACAUGGAUGUUUUGCAGCAUCUAAUGCUGUGGGACUUUUUCGAUGAUCGUGAUUUUCCUUGGCAAUCCUUGGCCGAUGAUUUGGAGGAUUUAGUUUCAUUUUUUACAGAUUCCGAUGAUUCUGAUUGGUCAGAUUAUGAAUUUAUUUUCGAUUAG